AUGAGAAGCAAGAGCGCAUCUACUGCACUUGCUAUUGGACUGGUGGCCUAUACGUGUGGGGAUCAGCGGCUGCCCCCCGGCAACGUGGCCGAGUGGUUAAGGCGGUGCCCUGCUAAGGCAUUGGGUUCUGCCCGCGCGAACAUCAGUUGGUUACCUCCCGUGCAGGAAGGCCUAUUGUGGCAGAAGCAGCUUACCUUCCAUCCAGUGCUUAGGCGUUCUGUCUGCUCAGCGAUCGGGUCUGGCUAUAGAGGAGGCGACCUGAGAUAUGUUUUCGACAAGCGUGCUGCAUCUGGGUCUACUAGACAACCCGGCAUGUAA
Eimeria maxima is the source of this 318-nucleotide messenger RNA. RefSeq lists its product as hypothetical. The transcript is spliced from 3 exons. The record is from RefSeq and is a predicted model, not a curated record. The coding region runs from base 1 to 318 and encodes 105 amino acids. NCBI's taxonomy places the organism in Eukaryota, Apicomplexa, Conoidasida, Eucoccidiorida, Eimeriidae.